Molecule: messenger RNA, 2226 nt
Organism: Cyclocybe aegerita
Lineage: Eukaryota; Fungi; Basidiomycota; Agaricomycetes; Agaricales; Hemipholiotaceae
Source: the annotation of a GenBank genome assembly
AUGGCUGAGAUAUCCUUCAAGAGCGAGAACUUUAUUGGCCCUCCAUGGUGCGCAAACAGCACCAAAGACGCUGAGGCCUCCGAACGGCAUACUGCCUUCCAGAUCAGCAUCUUCGCAGACCCUGUCUUCAUCACUGGCGACUGGCCAAAGACACUAAUGGACACAUUGUCACCUGAAUAUCUCCCUCAUCUUACAGAAGAAGAGAAGAAAGAUAUCCUCAGCUCUGCCGAUUUCUUCACCAUUGACGCCUACCACGUACAACCCGUACGUGCGCCACCUGACGGUCUUGCCGCCUGCGUCUCCAACUCAUCGCACCCCAACUGGCCAGUCUGUAACGUCGCGGUGCAGUUCAACUCCACGAUGGGCUGGAGCGUCAGCGCUGUGGCGGAUUGGCUCGUGAAUGGUGCCCUGGGGUCGAUCCAGUCGAUGCCAACGCUGAUGAGGCCAUUCUUCAGGGAGCAGAAGAGGUGGCCUACGAAUAAGAUGUAUAUUUCAGAGUUUGGGUUCAUAGAGCUGUUCGAGCAGCUGAGGACGGAGGUCUUCCAGAUCACAGAGAAUGUAACGCAAACUAAUUAUCACAUGACAUAUGUUGGAGAGGUCUUGAAAGCCAUUCAUGAAGACAAAUUGCUGAUAAAAGGUCUCAUUGCGUGGGCAAUGCUCAAUAACGCAGAAUGGAAUUUGGGACUCACUGCAAGGUUCGGUAUCCAGCACGUUAACUACACGAUGCUCGAAAGGACGUUCAAACGAUCCACGCUGUCGCUAUCUUGUGACUCUGGAGCUGAUGGGAUGUUUGUCAGCGGAAUUCUUCAAGAAACAGGGGACCAUGCUGUUGUCACAAAUGAACUUGUUGAGGAUGCAGAGGCAAGAGUGAACAUUAUUGAAUCCAUGCAUGCUCAUGCACACUUUGUUCCUCAGGAUAUGCAGGCUACACUGAAUGCUCUCAAUGCCUCCAUGAUUGCUCUCACUCAAGAGGUUCGCCUAGUGCGUGCAGAGUCAGCAAACAGCUGGAUUAUUAUCAAGAAUAGUCGUAUCUUGGGGCCAGAGGAUCUGCGCCCUCUGCAGAAGAUUGUUCCAGGCACUGGUUUCCAACUUGCCACUGCUGCUGCUGAAGGGAUGGGCCUGGUUGUUGAAGCCUACGUCAAUGCAAUGGCAAAUAAUCCUGAAGCUGCUAUUGGCACUACUCCUCUCCCCUUUUCUGGCCUUAUUGAAGGCUACAGCCAUAGGAAGGCACAACUACACCCAAACACAAUCAAGCAGCCCAACAACCUCGUCUGCUUCAUAUGUCUCCUGGUCGAGCUGCAAUGGCUGUUGGACUUCCUGCAGGGUGUGCUGAGUGCCUGCCUCAGCCUGUGGCAUGCUGAGCUAACCUCACAGAGGGGCACUAGACUGUCUAUGGUCUGGUCCAUGGCCCUCCAGCACCAGGUCAGCCCUGGCCCAGACCCGAGGGCCAGGGCCAAGGGCCAGCAGCCUGGCAGACCCAGCCCUUUAGGGAGGGCCAGGGCCAAUGGUUGGUUGGCCCUCAGACCUCAGGUCGAACCAGGGCCAACCCAGUUCAGCCCCAUUGCGGAAGGCCGUGUCAUCACUCCAACUCCCACCUCCGUCAUCUCCCUCCCACCUCCAAUCUUCCGUCUCCUACAUCGUCGACCCGCCGUCAUCUCACACCUUUCACCUUUGCCUCUCUGCUCGCACCAUUGCCGUUGCCGUUGCCCCCGCCCUCCCUCGCCCUUCAUCUCGCACCAUCGCCAUCACCUUGCACUGUUGCCAUCACUCACCAUUGUCUUGCCCUGGCCAUCGCCUUGCCCUUGCCCUCACUCACACUGUCGCCAUCACCUCGCUGCUUGCCACCCUCACUCACCCUCACUUGCCCUCGUCUUGCCUCCACCAUCGCCUCCCCCUCGCCUUGCUGGCAUUGCCAUCCCCUCGCCUUUGCCUCGCUGCUCGCACCGUCGCCAUCACCUGUUACCGUCGCCCCUGCCCUCACCCUCACUCGCUGUCACUCACCCUCGCCCCCACCCUCACUCGCCCUCGUUUUGCCCUCGCACUGUUGCCCUCGUUUCGCACUCACCCUCGUUUCGCACUCGCCCUCGUUUCAUACCAUUGCCAGCCUCACUCGCCGUUGCCCUCGUUUCGCACCCACCCUCACCUCAGAAUGUCGCCCUUGUCUCGCACCAUCGCCAGCCUCACUCGCCAUCGCUCGCCCUCGUGUCACCGUCACCUUGCUGCUAG